CACACAAUGAUGGUCCAGUAUACGCAACUUACAGCAGAAUCUGAGUUACAGAAUGCUCCCCGUCUCGUUAAAAGAGGAGUUCCUGACGAAGACAAGAUACCACCAGACGAGAAGGACGAGGUGGAUCACUUACUUUUCGUGGUUCAUGGUAUUGGAUCAGUGGGUGACCUCAAGUUCAGAUCUUUCGUAGAUUGCGUGAGUGACAUGAGAGUUACAUGCCAACAACUUGUAUCUGAACAUUGGACCAAGAUAAACAAGAGCAAAGGAACCUCUCAAGGAAGAGUAGAGUUGUUACCAAUACAAUGGCAUGCAGCUCUACACAGUGACACGCUAGGAGUAGACAGACACAUCAACAAGUUGACCCUACCCAGCAUUCCAAUGUUACGGGACUUUGUGAACAGUACCUGUGUUGAUGUCCUUUUUUACAGUAGUCCUUUCUACUGUGAGACCAUAACAGAGCAGUGCGGAUCAGAAAUGAAUAGAUUGUACAGCAAAUUCUUGUCUCGAAACCCCAACUUCGCAGGAAAAACUUCGAUCGUCGGCCACAGCCUAGGUUCGGUUAUUGCGUUCGACAUUCUCUCACAGCAAUCGGGCGAUCAAAAAGACAAAGAAAAAGGCAAAGAAAGGAUGGAUAAAGCGAACACAUCUCUAGAUACCAGCUCAACAGAAUGCUUGAUACAGUCAGGACAAAAAUCUGACCAAUCGGAGACAAAACCACUUUCUACACCUCAAAAGGAGACAGAAGUUAAACAAGUUUCAACAGAACCUGAAUUGACAGAGACAGAUACUAGUGAAGAUAACCCUGAUCCACUGUCUUCCUCUGUUAAUAUUCCCAAGAGAGAAAGAACAGUGUCCAGAUCCUUCUCAUAUCUCAAAUACAAUAAUUCAGAAGUAUCCGGUACAGGUCAACCAGUGGUCAGUGCAGCUCAUCUCUCCUUCCAACCUGAGCACUUCUUCGCAUUAGGGAGCCCUCUGGGACUUUUCCUAGCCGUCAGAGGAGUCCACUCUCUUGGUAAAGACUUCUCUCUUCCCACAUGCAAACGAUUUUUCAACAUUUUCCAUCCAUACGAUCCUGUGGCGUACAAAUUAGAACCGCUGAUUCUCGGGAAGAAAGGAGAUCCUGUUAUACUACCUCAUCACAAAGGAAGGAAACGUAUGCACAAGGAGAUCACUGAUCAGAUAGCGAGAGUAGGGUUUGCUUUUAAGAACCAGAUUUCCAACACUAUUCUAUCUUUCUACAACGGGAGUUCAACUCAGCCGGAGGAAGAAAAUAAGGUUCAAGAAGAAGUAAGCGAGAGCAGUAACGAUACAAGAAUAGACUGUGGAAUACUGAACAGAGGAGAGAGGGUAGAUUAUGUACUCCAGGAGUCCCCCCUAGAAAUUGUCAACGAGUACUUAUUUUCCUUAUCAUCGCAUCUUUGUUAUUGGUCAUCGGAAGACACGCUACUUCUAAUUACACGGGAGAUAUUCAGAUCAGAAACGAGUGUUCCCUCGCAUUUACCACUUGUUUAAUUUCUACUCCCAGAAUUCAAAGUGCGUUUCCAGUUUUCCUCCCCGCUAUUAUUAUAGGUUCAACUAUAAGAGCAUAAGGCUGUUUGUAGACUGCAGACUAUAAUUUUGGGUAAUUGAACAGAAACAUUGCCGUUAGAUUAUGGUGUUUUUGUAUCUAUAGCUAGAUAUGGACAUAGGUAGUAUUUUCAGGGUAUUGGACAUGCUCAGCUUCAGCGGAUCAGUUAUAUUACAUAUUAGUAGAAACUGUGUAUAUUUAUUAACUAAAGAUUGUUGCAGAUAUAGAGCUACAAAGUGGUUCAGUGGAUUAAUAUUUUGGUCAGUAAAAGUAGUGUAUAAUUGUUAUUUUGGUUGUAAAGAAAAUAAAUCAUAGAUAAUUUCGCAGACAUUUAUGGAAGCAAGAAUAUUUGUUGUUUUUAAUGAGGGUUUAGUUUUUCAGAGAUGUAGAUUUUAUUGCCAGACAUUGAAUUUGAAUUGGAUUUUUGUAAAUUAUUAGACCGAUAUGAACUUUGAUAGGAUUUCAGAAAUGUUAAUUGUUAUGUUAUGUUACGAUCCAGAUGUUUAUUGCUCAACUUAAAGUUCAAAGUUAAACAUUGAUGAAGACAACGAAA
Bolinopsis microptera is the source of this 2120-nucleotide messenger RNA. Its product is annotated as phospholipase DDHD2-like. NCBI's taxonomy places the organism in Eukaryota, Metazoa, Ctenophora, Tentaculata, Lobata, Bolinopsidae. Gene Ontology annotation, cellular component: cytoplasm. The record is from RefSeq and is a predicted model, not a curated record. The coding region runs from base 7 to 1512 and encodes 501 amino acids. Gene Ontology annotation, molecular function: metal ion binding; glycerophospholipase activity. The transcript has 14 exons.